AUGCCGGAAACAACUGAAAUUGUUUUCGAUUUGAUCCCGUCGGCGGCUAGGUCAAGCUUAACCAAGCGUCUGGCUCUGUUACGUGCGCUUUCCGUCACUAAGCCUCGACUUGGCUCCUCUUGGGGAUUGAUUAAUCGUCGCCAAUCUUCUAAUCUCACUAAAGAUGCAAAGUUUCGAGAUGCAAAGGUUAGAUCUGAACCAUCUAAACCUAAAGAUAAAUCGGAUCAGGUUUCGGCUGAGUUUAAACAAUGGGAAGAAGAAAGAAGCGAAAUGACAGCCGGUCUAAGGCGUGUAAUUGAAAAGGCUGGAGAGGAGAGCGCUAAGGUGUUCUUCACUGGUGGACUUGUCCUCGUCACUGCAUCAUCCGUAGGUGGAACCUUCGCGUCCAAAAAUCCAACACUCGUGACGUCUGAAGCUCCGAGUUAUCCUCACUGUCACCCUACUCCUACUCCUUCUCAUGCUUCUAGUUUACCACAAGCACCUGCCUCUAGAUGA
Arabis nemorensis is the source of this 495-nucleotide messenger RNA. The record is from the annotation of a GenBank genome assembly. Lineage: Eukaryota; Viridiplantae; Streptophyta; Magnoliopsida; Brassicales; Brassicaceae.